Molecule: messenger RNA, 4128 nt
Organism: Coffea eugenioides
Lineage: Eukaryota; Viridiplantae; Streptophyta; Magnoliopsida; Gentianales; Rubiaceae
Product: FT-interacting protein 7
Exons: 1
Coding region: 796-3996 (1066 amino acids)
Source: RefSeq, a predicted model, not a curated record
UUGGCCGACCAAAGCAUGGUCGGCGAUGAUAACAAACCACCAAAAAGGGCACUCCUCUUUGUCAAAAAGCGAACCAAUCACUCAUCCUGAGUCAUCAGUAAGGCCCAUAUUAUUCAACAAAAUUCCCCAUCUACCUUUCAAUCUCUUUGCCAUCCCGAGGUGUGUGGGCUAAUUGUGACUCUCUGACGGAAAAAGGGAGCUAGCCAAAGAAUCUUCUGCAAAUGCAAUAUCCUAAUCCUGCCCAACCAAACCAAAAGAAAACAGAAGGCAAAAGUGAACCCUGAAUCGUGGAUGGCCACAUCAAUUUGUUUUGGUAAGUUAAUUACUUUAUACCACUCACUUAUAAACACUGCGGGACAUGUAAAAGCAAAAUCCUGAGGAAAAGAAAACUCGUUAAAUUAAGGAAGCAAAAGAAGAAUUUGACCGUAGGGAUAUGCUGGGCAAAGUGGCUAAUGCUGCAGCCGCUUGCACAUGAAGUUAAGCAUAUUUUCCCAUCCGAUUUCCUCAAUCUAAUGAACUUUUUCCUCCUCGAGAUAUCCAGCUAAGACUUCCACUGCUACAGUCUGCUUCUCUCAGUCUCCCAAAUUCGCCAUCUUUUCCAUCAAGUACAUCCAGUAUGAACACAGGUGUCUCUUUUCUCUCACCCAUCUCCUUAAUUCUCUCCAAUCCCAAAAGUUAAAGAAAACCCAUCAAGAAGCAACAAUGUAACUAGCAUUCCUCGUUGCUGGCAACCUAGCAGACAGCUAAUUUAAACCAGUAAGCUCAUUCAUCUUCGUUCUCCCUUCUUUUUCCACGAUGGGCACGGUUAGGAAACUCAUUGUUGAGGUGGUCGAUGCACGUAACCUUCCACCAAAAGACGGUCACGGGACGUGCAGUCCUUACGUGAUUCUUGAUUUUUAUGGUCAGAGAAAGAAGACAAGGACAGUGAUCCGGGACUUGAAUCCAGCAUGGAACGAAACUCUCGAGUUCAACGUUGGCAAACCAUCCGAUGUUUUAGGUGACAUGCUUGAACUGGAGAUGUAUCACGAUCGAAAAGUCGGACCUACCACCAGGAAUAAUUUCUUGGGUAGAUUAAAGUUAAGCUCAAGGCAGUUCGUCAGGAAAGGUGAGGAGGCGUUGAUUUAUUAUCCGCUGGAGAAGAAGACUUUGUUUAGUUGGAUUCAAGGUGAGAUUGGGCUGAAGAUUUAUUUUGCCGAUGAAGUUAUACCCCCACCUGGACCACCAGCCUUACCAACUCCACCACCGGAGGAGGCCAAGCCCGAGCAAACUCCACAAACACCGGCAGCCGCAGAAGAAGCUUCACCCGAGGCAGCAGCUGCACCUGCUUCUGAUUCACCACCACCUCCCCCUGAGGCAACUGAACCGGUGUGUGAAAAGCCCGAUGCGGCAUCGGAGACUAACCCAGAGCCCUCUAAGGUGCCAGCAUCUGACGGUGAAAAGCCCGCUACAGAACAGCCUCCAGUGCCACCUGCCGAAGCCGCACCACCACCGGAAACUGUUAGUGUGAGUUCGGACGUUGCUGACCACGAAAAGCAAGAAGUGGCCCCUGAUUUACCCGCCCAAGAAGGGACGGAUCCUGUGGACCUGAGUCCUCAGCAACCAGUACAACUUGAUAAUGGCCUUGAUCACAUGAUGGCAUCGGUAGCCUCAGGAUCCAUGCCUGAAGCCAAAAUAAACAAUGUCAACGGUCCUCAACCAAUCAGCCGUGUUUCAUCAGUCAGUAGUUUCUUGUCUGAUGCAUCUGAUAGAUCUACAAUCGAACGGUCCUCGUUUGAUCUUGUAGAGAAAAUGCAUUAUCUCUUCGUCAGAGUAGUCAAAGCUAGAUCUCUUCCGACCAUGGGAAGGCCGGUCGUGAAGAUUGUUGUUUCCGGCUGCCAUAUCAUCUCAAAACCAGCCCGGAAAACCACUUUGUUCGAGUGGGACCAGACAUUUGCUUUCAGUCGGGACGCAGCAGAUUGUUCCUCCAUCCUGGAGAUCUCUGUGUGGGACCCAAUACACGCCAUGUCAGGAGGCGGCUCGGCUGACGUGGCGGGGCAUAACUUCCUAGGUGGGAUUUGCUUUGACGUGAGUGAGAUCCCACUGCGGGACCCACCCGACAGUCCGUUAGCCCCACAAUGGUACAGGUUGGAAGGAGGCGGAGCCCACAAGGGGGACCUCAUGCUUGCCACGUGGGUUGGCACACAAGCUGACGAGUCGUUUCCUGAGGCGUGGAAGACCGACACCGCAGGUAAUCCUAAUUCCAAGUCAAAAGUCUACCAGUCCCCCAAGCUGUGGUAUUUGAGAUCAACAAUCAUAGAAGCACAAGACAUUUUUCCGUUAAUGUCGUCAAAAGAGUCAUCAUUUCAAGUUAAAGUCCAACUGGGGUUUCAAGUCCAGAAAACGAAAUCAUCUGUCCCCAGUAACGGAUCUCCGUCAUGGAACGAAGAUUUGGUAUUUGUAGCAGCUGAACCGUUCACGGAGCACCCUCUGAUGUUUUCCCUGAUAGAAAACCGGCAACCUAAGGAGCAAGUCAUGCUAGGCGUCGCUAGCAUACCGCUCGCGUCCAUAGAGCGACGUGUUGAUGAUCGCAAUGUGGUUUCCAGAUGGCUCACACUUGAAGACCCGAUAGAAGCAAAAAGGGUUUACAAAGGCAGAGUCCACUUGAAGCUGUGUUUUGAUGGUGGGUAUCACGUGAUGGACGAAGCCGCUCACGUGUGCAGUGACUAUCGUCCAACCGCCAGGCAGCUUUGGAAGCCCCCUAUUGGAACUGUUGAAUUAGGAGUCAUUGGGUGCAGAAAUCUACUCCCUAUGAAGACGAUCAAGGGCAAGGGGUCUACAGAUGCCUAUGCGGUGGCGAAAUAUGGCAGCAAAUGGGUGCGGACACGUACCAUAUCUGAUAGUCUAGACCCCAAGUGGAAUGAGCAGUAUACAUGGAGAGUCUAUGAUCCGUCAACUGUGUUGACUAUCGGAGUAUUUGACAGCUGGGAAGUACUAGAAUCCGAUGGCUCCAAAGAGUCGAUGCGGCCGGAUUUUCGUAUAGGGAAAGUUCGCAUUCGUAUAUCUACCUUGGGCACGGGCAAGGUGUACAGGAACACAUUUCCUCUGUUUCUGUUGUCUAAUAAUUCGGGCCUGAAGAAGAUGGGCGAGAUUGAAUUGGCGGUUAGGUUUGCACGUGCAACGCCCACGCUGGAUUUCUUACACGUGUACUCUCAGCCAUUGUUGCCGAUGAUGCACCACAUGAAGCCACUCGGCAUGGUCCAGCAGGAGGUGCUGAGGACGACGGCGGUGAAGAUAGUGGCUGCACACUUAUCCCGGUCGGAGCCACCGCUUCGGCGAGAAGUGGUGACCUACAUGCUGGAUGCAGACUCACAUGCAUUCAGCAUGCGAAAGGUGCGCGCAAACUGGUUUAGGAUCAUCAACGUGAUUGCGGGAGUGAUUGACGUGGUGAAAUGGCUGGACGACACGCGUUCCUGGAAGAAUCCGACGGCCACCAUUCUCGUACAUGCGUUGUUGGUGAUGCUGGUGUGGUUUCCGGACUUGAUCGUCCCAACAUUUGCAUUCUACAUUUUCGUGGUGGGUGCAUGGAACUAUAGAGUUCGAUCGCGCGAUACGCUCCCCCAUUUUGAUCCAAAGCUCUCGCUGGCGGAGUCCAUCGAUCGCGACGAAGUGGACGAGGAGUUCGAUGUGAUGCCGUGCGCGAGGGCGAAUGAGGUGGUGCGGGCCAGGUACGACAAGCUGCGGAUGCUGGGGGCACGUGUCCAGACGGUACUGGGUGAUUUUGCCACGCAAGGGGAGCGACUGCAAGCUCUGGUGACGUGGCGGGACCCACGUGCCACGGGGAUCUUCAUCGGGCUGUGCUUCGGGGUGUCGUUCAUACUGUGUUUGGUGCCAUCAAAAAUGAUAGCGAUGGCCUUCGGGUUUUAUUACCUGCGGCAUCCGAUAUUCAGGGACAGAAUGCCUUCCCCAGCUUUGAACUUCUUCAGAAGGCUGCCUUCGCUGUCUGAUCGCAUGCUGUAGCUUAAUAAUAUUAUUGUUAAAACCUAGUUAAUUUGGGCAAAUGGCAUGUUAAUUGGCCAUGCUUAUUCUGAACGGCUUGGAUUAUGGAUAUGAUAGUAGUUGAAUUAUUGGAGAAGAAAUUCUUACAUUAAA